This is a messenger RNA of Helobdella robusta, 1764 nucleotides long. RefSeq lists its product as hypothetical. The record is from RefSeq and is a predicted model, not a curated record. The transcript has 6 exons. Lineage: Eukaryota; Metazoa; Annelida; Clitellata; Rhynchobdellida; Glossiphoniidae. Bases 366 to 1499 code for a protein of 377 amino acids. Gene Ontology annotation, molecular function: RNA binding. Gene Ontology annotation, cellular component: ribonucleoprotein complex.
UAUCACCACUGUUGAUGCACUGAGAAGAAAAGUAACCGAGUGAUGUUAUUGUUUGUUAUACAUUCGUGUCUUGUUAGCCUAACUUGACCGAGUUUAAUUCAAUUUUCUUAAGCUAUCUAUUCCUACUGAAGAACUUUAAUUUAUUUAUUUUCAGUUUUAAUAAUAUAAUUAAUAAUAGAACUUAUUUUUAUGUGUGUGAUUGUUGCAUUUUAUGGAUGAUUUGGUCUGAUUUGAUCUGCAUAUACGAGUUGAGGAUUUGUCUUUUCACAUUGUUUUCUGACGGCAAAUAAGUCGUUUUUUUCAUUUUUGUGUUAAUUCGGUUCGGAGAAAGUCAAGAAAAUCAAAGCAUAAGAACACCAAUAGGGAUGGACUCGCACCAGGAAUUAAACGACGAAGACAACUUGGAAAUUGAUGAGAGUCUGACCAACUUGAUCGUCAACUACCUGCCGCAAACUAUGUCGCAAGACGACCUCAAGAGUCUCUUUUCAAGUUUAGGAGAACUAGAAAGCUGCAAAUUAAUAAGAGACAAAGCCACUGGAAUGAGUUUGGGUUACGGUUUCGUGAACUACAAAAAUCCGGACGAUGCUCAGAAAGCCCUGCAAACGCUGAGCGGACUCCGUCUCCAGAAUAAAACAAUCAAGGUUUCCUUGGCUAGGCCGUCUAGUGAAACGAUCAAAGGCGCCAAUUUAUACGUUAGUGGGAUUUCUAAGAACUGGCAAGUGACAGAGCUGGAUAAUUUGUUUAAGCCUUACGGUCAGAUAAUUACUUCUCGAAUUUUAUCUGAUCCCCAAACUGGUCUGUCAAAAGGCGUGGGAUUCGUGAGGUUCGACACGAGACCAGAGGCAGAGGCUGCCAUCAAGCAGUUGAACGGAACCAUUCCAACCGGGACGACAGAGCCCAUCACGGUGAAAUUUGCAAACACGCCGUCGGCAUCAACGGCCAAGACCCCACCAGUCACUCAACUUCCUAUCCAAGCAGUUGCAGCUGUUGGAGUCAGUCCAGCCACCGUACAAACGGCUUCUUACUUAGCUCCAACUAGAAGAUUGGUCGGUCCUAUCCACCAUCAGGCCGCUAGAGUCAGAUACUCACCUUUGGAGAACCCUCUUACUUCUUACACGAACGGGAUCAUAAGUGGCGCAAGCAACACCAGCCUGAGUACAACUGGAUUUUGUUUGUUCGUCUACAAUCUUGCUCCAGAGACAGACGAAAGCGUUUUGUGGCAGUUGUUCGGACCAUUCGGAGCCGUGCAAAACGUCAAAGUCAUGCGAGAUGCUUCGACAAAAAAAUGCAAAGGAUUUGGUUUUGUAACGAUGACCAACUACGACGAAGCCCUGCUUGCCAUUACGGCCCUCAAUGGCUACCCAAUCAACAACAGACCCCUUCAGGUCAGCUUUAAAAAAGCGAAGGGUGGAACAGUCCUGCAGCAAGCAGUCAGCCACAGCGUUGCUUCAGCGGCUCUUUCUACUCCAACAAUAAUGACCAUUCCUACCUUACAGUAAAUGCCGGCAUUCAAUUUCUUCAUUUGUAAUAUAUGAACUUAUUUAUAAUUUCGUUACAGUCGACAGCAUAGUGUAAUUGUGAGCUACGAGUCAUUUUAAUUGUAAUAUUUGCAUACAUAUAUUAUAUAUAUUUUAAUAUUUCGAGUUAUUCUUUUCCUGUUUAUUGUGUUUUAACAAAAUUUUUACAUGUCUGUCAAUUUAUUUGUUGUUGUUUUAUUCGAUCAUUUUUUGCUGAAUUUGAAUAAAAUGUUAUGCAAUAACUAAA